Abrus precatorius (Indian licorice) is the source of this 782-nucleotide messenger RNA. Its product is annotated as protein KRTCAP2 homolog. The record is from RefSeq and is a predicted model, not a curated record. Lineage: Eukaryota; Viridiplantae; Streptophyta; Magnoliopsida; Fabales; Fabaceae. The transcript has 6 exons. Bases 140 to 517 code for a protein of 125 amino acids.
CUCCAUCGCCGGCGGUGACAAACACAGCCAACAAACCCGUGAAAUGAAUGGUAUUGAUCGUGCGUUUAUUAAAACGACGACCGCGUGUUGCUGCUGGAGAUCUUAAGUGAAGUGAAACCGCUGCUUCCGAUCUGAGGCCAUGGCGGGGUCUGGGAGUUCCAUGAUGUAUUCCUUUCUUCUAUUCACGGUCAUUCUCUCGCUCCAAGAAAUGUACCGUGGGAAACUAGCAUCAUCAGAAUUAUUCACUAUACUUGGAGGUUUCAUCAGCUCUCUCCUAUUUCUUGUGCUCCUAACUUUCAUUGGAAAUUUUCAGGAAACAAUUGGUGCAAGAACUGGUUGGGGUGCCGUCUUAAUCGCAGAAGCAGUUGCUCUGAUUGCUGCAAGUACUGUCCACCGAGUUUGUAUCACUACAUGUUUCCUGUUCUCGGCUGUGUUGCUGUAUGAGGUUAACAAGAUCUCUGGGUCAGCGGUUUCAACAAGUGACUCCAGAACUAAAAAGCAAAGUGGAAGAGCUUAAUCGUAUGCAUGCUUAUUACUAUAAAGGCAUCUUUAGAGAAUUUUCCCCCGGAGCAUUAGUUUUACAACCUAGUAUCAUUAACUUAAAAGAAGAGUGUUUUAUAUUUGUCUGAAUUUUAAUUGUACAAUUACAGUGAUGUGAUUUGAAAGAUGUGCAUUGAACUAAAAGCCAAUCAGUCAUUUUUUUCUCACAGGUAGCCUCGUUUGUUUACUUCAAAUAGUGAAAUGCCAAAAUGAGUUGAAGAGGAAUCUGAACUUUGAUUGAU